This is a messenger RNA of Orbicella faveolata, 3269 nucleotides long. RefSeq names its product engulfment and cell motility protein 1-like. Gene Ontology annotation, biological process: actin filament organization; cell motility. NCBI's taxonomy places the organism in Eukaryota, Metazoa, Cnidaria, Anthozoa, Scleractinia, Merulinidae. Gene Ontology annotation, cellular component: plasma membrane. The record is from RefSeq and is a predicted model, not a curated record.
AGUCGGAAGUAACACAGCAGUUUGUUCCACCGAAUUAUUGAUAUUUCCUUGUCGUUUUAACACUGUGCCUCUAGCUGUCCUGCUCUUAUAAUACCUGCAGACAUGUUCUGUUUGAUAAACGUCACUACUGGACGGUAAAACGCCAGAAUCUUUGCUCUGGCUUCGAACGAAUGCUUCCAAGAGGUUUCAUGUUGUUUUUGAAGGGUAGUGUCUGGAGUGGGUUUUGACUUGAACAACCUUGAUCAAUACACGGAAAGAGAAGGAACAAGGCUUCAAGAAGCAUUUUUGGAGUUAAAAGACAAUGUCGAUCGUUCGUAGCGGUCAAGUGAUAAAGCUUGCCAUCGAGAAGGAGGGUCAACUGCCAUUACUCACAACAUUUGACCAGAAUCGACCAUUAGAUGAAAUUGUCAGAGAAGUAUGCUCAAAUUGGUCUUUACCAAUUCCAGAGCAGUAUGCUUUCCAGUACUCUGACUACAACUGCUACAUAACUGAAGAAAACCGAAGUGCAAUAAAGAAUGGGGCGGUACUGAAGCUUACACUCUCACCAGCCAAACUCGCACAGGAAAUAUUUGAGCGUCUACAAUCUUCCAAUCCUGAUGAAAAAAGGAAUUCCUUGUCAGCUUUAUCCACUAUAUCAGAGGAUCAAACUUUUGCCAGUGAGUUUAUCAAAAGGAAUGGUCUGGGGCUUCUUAUUAACAUGGUAGAGAACAAACCAGAGAGUAACGAAUCUCUAGCCCACUGCCUCAAUUCUUUUCAUGAACUUAUGGAUCAUGGUGAAGUAUCAUGGGAUAUCCUCACACAUGGUUUUAUUAAAAAUGUAAUUAUUACCUAUUACUUCUUAAAUCCUAACCUUACAAUUUUCACAGAGUUUUAGUUGUGAGUUAUUUUAAGUAACAGGAAGACAUGUAUGAACACAACACANUUUUUUUUGUCCAUCAGCUCAACGUUUUAUCCAAUUGUAGAAAAAGGAGUAAUUUUUGAGAAUCUUGUCCUUCAUCUUAAAAACGCUAAUCAAGACAUUCAACUGUAUGCCAUUGCCCUUAUCAACAGCCUUUUCAUGCGAACAACAAAUAAAAGACAAUUUGCAGAUACUCUUUCAAGAAAAGGAGUAAGGACGUACAUUAUGAAUGAUAUAAUCCGUGACUCGAAAGUCAUGAAAAACGAAAUGGAACACCAGCUCUACGUAUAUCAAUCUCUCAUUUUCCGCAGUCUGCUUGUAGACUUUAUCUUCACAAAAGGCAAUGCUCAAAAUCAGAACCUUUUUGAAAGUCUCGAUACUUUGCGGCGUGUGGCGUUUGAAUUAGAUAACGUGGGGCCUAGUUCAAGACCUCUCUCACAAGCCGGGGAUCAGUACAGAGAUUUAAAGAGACUCGGUUUUGUGGACGUUGAUUCGCCAGCAAAUGACUUCAGUGAAGUUCCACCAGGCCUUCUUCCUUUGCACACGAUGGUUUACUUUGCGCGGAAACAUGAGGACCAGUAUCGCAGGGUAAUUCUCGAAAAUCUUGGUCGAGGUGAUGACUAUGAGUGCCCGUUUGCUCGUACCAGUAUUGCUCUUACCAAAAUGCUGUGAGAAGUACUGGAAAUCAGUGGAGAAGCGCCUUCCGAUUCCGGGAAAGACUUCUACCCGAUUUUCUUCACCAUGGACUUUGCAUUUGAAGAAUUCUUUUGCAUUUGUAUUCAACUUUUGAACAAGACGUGGAAAGAAAUGAGAGCCACCUCAGGAGACUUCAGUCGUGUCAUGCAAGUGGUUAAAGAUCAGAUUUGCAGAGCGCUUAAAGAUAAACAUCUAUCCAUGGAAUUGUUUAAGGUGAGUCAAGUCAAAUAUUACUAUAAAAAUGACAGUAGGUUGGAUCAGCUUAUUCAAGGAGCUCAAUUUGACAAAGCCCCAGGUCGGGCACGAGGGAGAGAUAGGUACUGGUAUUGUAGAUUGUCACCAAAUUUAAAAUUUCUCCAUUACGGCGACUGUCAAGAGGGCCAGACGCCUUCGCUAGAAAAUCUUCCUAACAAAUUACCAAUCGCCAAAAUCAACAACCUGCUGGUUGGAAAGGAUUGUCCUCAUAGCAAGGAUCGGAAAAUCGGCAAAGGAUAUGUAUCAUUAUGUUUUUCUCUUAUGUACGAGAGCGAGGCAGAUGAGAAGCAUCUCGACUUCAUUGCAGGAAACCCGGCAAUGUUUGCCAUUUGGACAGACGGUUUAGCAACGCUACUCAACAAAGAGAUGCCGUCUUCGGAGUCCCACGAAGAACUAGAAACCCUUCUUAAUAUGGAAAUGAAACUCAGAUUGUUAGACUUGGAGAAUAUAACCAUCCCUGAGACCCCACCACAAGUACCUGCUGAACCUCCGAACUUUAACUUCGUCUAUGACUUUAGUUAGCUCAGCAGUCACUGAAGAGGUGUCCUUUUCUGGUUCAGGUUCGAAAUGAUGAACUCUAGAUGACCCAAGGAAAGGUCAAUUAGGUGGUUUCUUGUCUCGAGGGCAAUUCUAAAGUCUUUCACGGUGCGUUAACUGAGUUGAGCUUUCAAAACUCUGAGCAAGACCAACUACCCGUUGAUAAGCGCGGGAAAUGCCAGCCAAUUCCAGGCACCGUCUUUGUUCUGAUUAGUUGCCGGGCGCACGGACGCAUCAGCGCAGGCGUAUGCUUACGUUUCGCGCGAGAUUUGAACUAAAUGAAUGACUUGCCCGCGCCGUCAAACCCCAAAAGAUCGUUUAUAUCAACAGUUGACCGAUUUACUUUCGUGAUGUUCCACAUAUACACUUUCGAAAAUUUCCGAGGUUGAACCUGAGAAAAACACCCUCUAAUUAAAUAGUCAUAUUACAAAUUUGUAGUGAGAAAAUGAAUAAUUAGUUUAAAAUGUGUUUUAAUAGUUAGGUAUUUUGAUACAUUCUUUGCAUCAUAUUAAAACGUUUUUUUUUUUAGAAUAUUUUACGGCUUUUUUUACUUAUUUGGUGAAAAUAUGUCUAGAGUGAGUUAAAAGGAGAAUCUGGCAUUAUCAGGUAGUGAGAUUUAGGAUGAGCAAUGAUUUAUUUUGAAGUUAAACUCCUUUAAGCGCGAACCUUCUCUUUGUGAUACGAGAAAAGCCAAAUGGGUUUCUCUCUUGUUCUCAUCUCUGCGUUAUGAAAUUCGCAUUGUAUUAAGACGUAUUUCUAUGAACCUCCUUAAACAGUCUUUAUGCUUUCGACUUAUGCUGGCUCGCCUUAAGCCGGAGAAAUUUGAAAACGCAGCUUUAUUUCUACGGUUAGGCCUUCCGCCCACACUAAUCCGGACUGAAAA